Messenger RNA from Parascedosporium putredinis, 1413 nucleotides. The record is from the annotation of a GenBank genome assembly. Lineage: Eukaryota; Fungi; Ascomycota; Sordariomycetes; Microascales; Microascaceae.
AUGGCUAUCCUCAGCUCCACAUUCACUUACCUCACAGCCCUCACCUCCCUCCUCGUCCCCCUCGCCCUCGCCGAACCCUCAACCCAGAGCCUCCCACCCCGGGAGUUCACCAGCCCUCCCGCCGAGCACGCCCUGCGGGGCGACCUCGUCUGCGAGCUCGACGACGUCGCGCCCCGCCCCCGCCACCCGGACGCAUUCCGACCGUGGACCCACGAGCCCUACUGCAUCCACCCCGUCGAGAAGACCCUGCUCGGCUUCUGCACCUUUACCAAUGCCGAUUUCAUGGGCGGCCGCGGCCUGAGCCUCGUCACCCUGCCCGACCUCGCCCAGGCCAUCAUGGAGCGGACGACGAUGGCCAUAAGCUCUUCCCCGCGCCCGGCCAUCAAGGCGGGCGAGACCAUCUUUCUCGACUACCCGGCCCUGCUCAUCUCGCGGGAUUCCGUCGAGGUGUUCGAGCCCGAGGAGAGGAUUCGCAUGAACUGGAUGGCGCUGCUGCAGCUCCCCGACGCGGGUCGCGGAGAGGUGCGGGAUAUGGCGUCGGAUGGCAAGUACAAGGAUGAGCUGGAUAACCUCGUCGCGAUGAACUCUCUUGGCGUGCAAUAUGCUGGGUUCCGGCAAUACGGAACUUUCCCCGAGGCAGCUAAAAUGAACCACGACUGCAUUCCCAACACCUACUACCGCUUCAACGACACAACGCUCGCCGUGGAGGUAUUCGCCAUCCGCGACGUCAAGCCCGGCGAAGAGCUCACGUACAGCUACGUCGACGGCCUCCAAGAAAUCCCCUACAAGGACCGCCACCGCCUCCUAGGCUCGCAGUUCCACUUUGAGUGCAACUGCAGCAUCUGCGGGGACACGGCGUCGCGGCGCGAGUCCAACCGGCGGCGCGACAACAUCAAGAACGCCAAGGCGGCGCUGAACGAGGUCUCGGACGACGCCGCCCAGGUGGUGGCGCUGUGCAAGAAGCUCCUACGGCUGUACGGGGAGGAGGGCAUGAUUCUCCCGCGGCCGCUGACGGCGGAAAUCGCGGCGUACGCGGCGAACCAGAUGGGCGACGCCAAGGAGGCGCUCCGGUACGCCAAGAUCGCGCGCGACUACUGGUCCAUUAUCGCGGGACCCCACAGCAGCGAGGUGACGAGGCUGGAGGAGCUGAUCCGGGCGCCCAAGGACCACGGGAGUUAUAAGCCCAAGGCGGGCGAGGCGGCGGAGGAGAGCAUGGGUGCGGGCGGCGGCAGCGGGCAGGAGAUGAUGGAGGACGAGGACGAGGAGGCGGUCUUGGACGCGGUGAGGGCGGCGAUGCUCAAGGCGAAGAAGGUGGCCAAGGAGAGCGGGGUGGGCGAGAAGGAGCAGGAGAAGCUUGUGGAGCAGGCUGUGCAGGCGGCGCUCAAGAGGGCGAUGAGCAAGGACGAGCUGUGA